Messenger RNA from Alternaria viburni, 609 nucleotides. RefSeq lists its product as uncharacterized. Lineage: Eukaryota; Fungi; Ascomycota; Dothideomycetes; Pleosporales; Pleosporaceae. The record is from RefSeq and is a predicted model, not a curated record. Bases 1 to 609 code for a protein of 202 amino acids. The transcript has 4 exons.
AUGCACUUCUACCUAGCCGAGUUUAUGGAGAUGAUCGAGGAUCUCCCCGACAUUCGUAAAUUCUCUGCCAUGCUUGCUAAGCUCCACCAUGACAGUAUGAUGAACCCGAAAGCACCUACGAAGUUCGGAUACCAUGUCAUGACCCACGAAGGAAGCAUGUACCAGGACCUGACAUGGAGUGACACAUGGGAGGAGCUCUACAGCCGGCGCUUCCAGUCGUUCGUCGACCAGGAGAUAGUAUCGCAGGGUCCAAGUGAAGACAUUGAACGGCUGGUGCUUGGUCUCAAAGAGAAGGUUAUCCCCCGACUUCUUCGACCUAUGAACACUCAUGGUCGAAGUCUCAAACCCGUUGCACUCCAUGGUGACAUCUGGUGCGGUAACAUAGGUACCAAUGCAGCUACCGGUGAUCCAGUAUACUUUGACCCAUCCGUAUUCUGGGGUCAUAAUGAAUCGCCCGAAGAUGACUACGAGGACCGCAAUCUUCUUUAUGCUAUCGGACACUUUUGCGCCUCUGCCCUGUACUCGGACAACAACAACUUUCGAAAGAUGGCCAUCGUGGAUAUGCAGCGGCUUCUGGAUAAGUACCCCGACGGAUAUCAGGGAGAAUGA